Messenger RNA from Xyrauchen texanus (razorback sucker), 1423 nucleotides. Its product is annotated as protein Wnt-2-like. Gene Ontology annotation, cellular component: extracellular region. NCBI's taxonomy places the organism in Eukaryota, Metazoa, Chordata, Actinopteri, Cypriniformes, Catostomidae. Gene Ontology annotation, biological process: canonical Wnt signaling pathway; multicellular organism development; neuron differentiation. The coding region runs from base 127 to 1182 and encodes 351 amino acids. The transcript has 5 exons. The record is from RefSeq and is a predicted model, not a curated record. Gene Ontology annotation, molecular function: cytokine activity; frizzled binding.
AAUAACCGAUUUUCUCUGACCGCCUCAGCACUCAAUGUGGUCACAGAUGCAUUCUGUUGAAAUUAUUGAUGUUAAACUGCAGACAAGUGCCUGAACGAAUGAGCAUAUCAAUACAAUUUUUAUAAUAUGAAGCUGUUGCCAAGUGGAAUAUGUUUUUGUCUGUCCGUGGCAGUUUGCUGGUGCACAUCAAGGGUCGACGCAUCGUGGUGGUACAUGGGCACUCUUGGAUCGCAAGUGAUGUGUGACAACAUCCCCGGGUUAAUUAACAAACAACGCCAGCUGUGCCGCCAGCAUCCCAAGGUGAUGCAGGCAAUUGGCGCUGGUAUUAAAAACUGGAUUGGAGAAUGCCAGCACCAGUUCAGGAACCAUCGGUGGAAUUGCAAUACCAUGGCGCGCGAGCACAAUCUUUUUGGGAAGCUUUUGCUUCGAAGCAGUCGUGAGGCCGCCUAUGUCUACGCUAUUUCAUCAGCAGGUAUGGUCCACACCUUGACCAGGGCGUGCAGUCAAGGUGAACUAGACACCUGCUCUUGUGACCCGGAAAAGAAGGGCUCAUCUCAAGAUGCCAAGGGAGCUUUCGACUGGGGUGGGUGCAGUGAUCACGUUGACCAUGCAAUCAAGUUCACUCAGGUCUUCAUUGACGCCAAGGAGAGAAAGGAGAGGGAUGCCCGGGCACUCAUGAACUUGCACAACAACCGUGCAGGGAGGAAGGCAGUGAAGCGCUUUAUGAACCUAGAGUGUAAAUGUCAUGGUGUCAGCGGGUCAUGCAAUGUGCGUACCUGCUGGUUAGCCAUGGCUGACUUCAGGCAGACUGGUGACUAUCUGCGCAAGAAGUACAACAAUGCCAUUCAGGUGGUGAUGAACCAGUAUGGAACAGGCUUUGCAGGUGCCUACAGGAUGUUUAAGAGGCCCUCCAAAAAUGACCUAGUAUACUUUGAAGACUCACCUGACUACUGUAUAUGGGACCACGAGUCUGGCUCUUUGGGCACAGGUGGGCGAGUGUGCAACCGUACAUCUCGAGGGGCUGACAGCUGUGAGGUCAUGUGUUGUGGGCGGGGAUAUGACACAUCACGCAUGAGCCGCACCACCAAGUGUGAGUGCAAGUUCCACUGGUGUUGUGCUGUUCAGUGCAGGGACUGCCAUGAGGAAGUAGAUGUGCAUACCUGCAAAGCCCAGUCAUCAUGACCCUACAACUUCUGCACUUGAUUUAAAGUUCAGAUGCCAAACCUUUGAGCAAGGUUUACAGUGCUUACUUUUAUUAGAUUAUAUAGAUAAGACAUCGCAGCAUGGCAAACACAAAUGUCCAACUUAUUACAACAACACAGGUUUGAUCUUUCAGAUCCAUUUUGUAUCACAACUGAUUUUAAAGUCUAAAGUAGAUGUAUCAGGCAACCAUUGUUUUGUCAUCUUUACUCAUUAUUUUAAU